UGUGACGGAUGUCAGUCAGAUGAAGACAGACAGCAGCAGCAUCUGUCAGUGUCUGCUGAUGAAGGGACGACGUCUCUUUGACCUCAUCUGAACGGGACUUUAACAGUGUGUAGAUAUGGCUGCUGCAAACUAUCUGUCAUCUGAAGAUCAGUUUCUGUGCUCCAUCUGUCUGGAUGUCUUCACUGAUCCUGUCUCCACACCAUGUGGUCACAACUUCUGCAAGAACUGCAUCACUGAACACUGGAAUACUAAUGACCAGUACCUGUGUCCCCUGUGUAAUAACGUUUUCAACACAAGACCUGAGCUGCACGUCAACACCUUCAUCUCUGAGAUGGUGGCUCAGUUCAGACAGUCAGCUCAACAGAAAGCCAGCAGCAGCAGCUCAGAGCAACAAGUGUCCAAACCAGGAGAAGUUCCCUGUGACGUCUGCACUGGAACCAAACUGAAGGCCCUGAAGUCCUGCCUGGUGUGUCUGGUCUCCUACUGUGAGACUCACCUGGAGCCUCAUCUGACCACGUCAGGUCUGAAAAGACAUCAGCUGAUCGACCCUGUGGAGAACCUGGAAGGCAGGAUGUGUACGAAGCACGAUAAACCUCUGGAGCUGUUCUGUAAGACCGACCAGACAUGUGUCUGCAUGCUCUGUCCUUAUUCAGAUCACAGUAGGCAUAAUGUUGUUCCUCUGAAAGAAGAAUAUGAAGGAAAGAAGGCAGAGCUGGGGAAGACAGAGGCUGAAAUUCAGCAGAUGAUCCAGAAGAGACGACUGAAGAUUCAGGAGAUCAAACACUCAGUAGACCUCAGUGAUGAAGCUGCAGACAGAGAGAUAGCAGAAGGUGUUCAGGUCUUCAGAUCUCUGAAGGAGUUUGUUGAGAGAGGCCUGAAUGAGCUCAUCAACACCAUCAAAGAGAAGCAGAAAACAACAGAAAAACAGGCCGAAGCUUUCAUCACAGAGCUGGAACAGGAAAUCUCUGAGCUGAUGAAGAGAAGCACUGAGGUGGAGCAGAUGUUACGCUCUGAAGACCACCUCCAUCUUCUCCAGAGGGCCCAGUCCCUAAACAUCCAUCAACCUCCACCCACCAAAGACUGGACAGAGGUCAGGGUCCGUCCACCAUCAUAUGAGGGGACUGUGGUGAAAGCUGUGGUUCAGCUGGAGGAGACGCUCUGUAAAGAGAUGAAGAAGCUGGUUGAAGCCGAGCUGAAGAGGGUCCAGUGGUAUGCAGUGGAUGUGACUCUUGAUCCUGAUACAGCACAUCCUGCUCUCAUCCUGUCUGAUGAUGGGAAACAAGUGAAUGCUGGUGAUGUGAGGAAGAAUCUCCCAGACAACCCAGAGAGAUUUUCUAAGUGUACUAAUGUUUUAGGAAAACAGAGUUUCUCUUCAGGCAGAUUUUACUUUGAGGUUCAAGUUAAAGAAAGUACUGAAUGGGCUUUAGGAGUGGCCAGAGAGUCGAUCAACAGGAAGGGAGACAUCACACUGAGUCCUCAGAAUGGUUACUGGACGAUAUGGUUGAGAAAUGGAAAUGAGUACAGAGCUCUUGCUGCCCCUUCAGUCCUUCUGUCUCUGAAGUCUCCUCCUCAGGAGGUGGGGGUGUUUGUGGACUAUGAGGAGGGUCUGGUCUCCUUUUAUGACGUAGAUGCUGCAGCUCUUAUCUACUCCUUUACUGGCUGCUCCUUCACUGAGAAACUCUUCCCAGUCUUCCACACUGGUAAUCAUUGGAUUUCAAUCAACGAUGUUCUUGUUUUUUGGGUGAGAAAUUCUGAUUUUGACACAGACACAAGUUGGAUUUCAGACGAGGAUGUUCUUUAUGGUUGAGAAUAAAGUUGAACUUUCAGUAUUAGUGCCAGACAUAAAAACAAUAAAUCAGAGAUAGAAUUUGUUGUUUUUGCAUUUUGAGAAUAAAGUCGAAAUGUUGAAAAAGAUUUUGAAAUCCAAUUUUGAGAAUAGUGUCUAAAUAUCAGGAAUAAUGUUGAAAUAUGGAGAAUAAAGUCAACAUUUCUCAUUUUGACUUCAUUUUCUAAAAGCUGAAAC
Molecule: messenger RNA, 2023 nt
Organism: Etheostoma spectabile (orangethroat darter)
Lineage: Eukaryota; Metazoa; Chordata; Actinopteri; Perciformes; Percidae
Product: nuclear factor 7, ovary
Exons: 2
Coding region: 116-1807 (563 amino acids)
Molecular function (GO): protein binding; zinc ion binding
Source: RefSeq, a predicted model, not a curated record